AUCACAUGGCUUUCUUACAAAAGAAGACAAGAAAUAGCCUAGCUGUUAGGAAUAGAAGAAAGCUUAACAAAAUUGUACCAGAUUUGGAUUUAAGCGAGUCGAUGAAUGGGUUCCUUCAGAAAGAAAAUGAUUCUAAGAAGAAAAGUUCCCAAUCACAUUAUGUUUCUAAUUCAAGAUCUGGGGUAUAUGCCGUGGAGAAUAAUACGGAGAUACAGAAGAUCAACCCCUCGCUUUAUAAGCAAGCAGGUGAAUUUAAGGAAAUUGAGAGACACUCGUUUAAUAAUUUCUCCAUCACUAUUAAGAGAGAGUUAGGCAAUCCUCCAUUGGAGCCUAUUCUGAAGGCAAAUCCAAGGAUGACUUUUUCUAAGAUUAGCCAGAAUCCUGAUGAAGAGGAUAAAGAUGUUGAUACAUGAAAUGAUAAAGCAAAGGCUUGAAUGGCAAAAAGUAUUGAAAAUAAGUAUUCGAACAUUUUCUUCAUCAUUCUGACACUGAUUGCCUUAUAUAUGGAUGACAUUCGCCAAGGUUUCACUGAAAAGAGUGCAGACCCUUUUAUUGACACUAUCAUGCUUGUAUGAUUCAUAUCUUUCUUAUUUGAAUUAGUGUUCACUAGUCUCACUAAAAGCGAUUACUUAUUCUCAUUUUUCUUUUGGCUAGAUCUUGCAGCUCUUUUAAGUCUUCUGUUUGAUAUUUACUAUUUACUGGAAGCUCUUGAGGUGACCUUCCAGUUACCAACAGACGCAACAGAUGUUGCUCGAGCUGGAAGAGCAGGCAGAGCUGGGACUCGAGUCGGUAGAUUACUCAAAAUAGUCCGAAUGAUUCGUGUUUUCAGAGUUGCUAAGCUCUAUAAAGAGACAAAACGUGCCCUUGAUGAAAACCGGAAAGUUUUGAAUAAAAAUAAGACAGAUGGGAAAGUCCACCCAAGUGCCGAUGUAGUUUCUCCAAUCAAGAAAAAAAUAAGAAUGAAAUAAAAGAGGAAAUAUUAUGAUCAACUCAGAGUCUCGAAAAAUUAGUUUCUUAAAGAAAAUUCAAGGUGUUAGGCAGAUUAUAAAAGACGAAAAUUUUGAAUCCUCUUCAGAAUCCGAAGAUCCUCAUAUUACUGAAAUGAAAUAAGAUGCCAAUGAGAAUGAGAACUCAAGUACUUUUCUCCGACAAAAGACAGGAUUUCCUGUCAAGAAUGAGACAAAAGAGAGCUUCUUAUGUGCACCAAACCAUUGAUGAAGCUUCAGAAUCUGAAUCUGUUGAUACAUUCACUAGUUCAAGUGAAUCAGAUCAAGAACUUGAUAAAAUUAGUGAAGAAGGAGAAAAUGGGUAUGGGUCUCGAGAUAAAGACUCUAAUAAGAAGAGUUCAAGCAAAAAGCGGUUGUUGAACAAAAGUUUGAAAAUGCCUAGAAAGGCUGAACCACAAAGAGCCAGGGCUAAGUCUUAUAUGGUAAAUCCUGGAGUUCAGCCUGAGGAGCAUAAUCCGAUUAUACAAAUGAUGAGAGGAGGAACUUUCUUAGAAAAUAAUCAAGCUGCAGGGGGCAAGAAUUCCCUCGUCCCAAAUUUCACGCCAAGAUUUCAAAAUCAAUUAUUUGGUUGCUCGAAUAAUGUUCAACCAGGGGAUAAAAAUAGCUUCAAAAGUGACUCAGAAUCGAAAGUAUCAGAGACAAGUGAGAGCAGCGACUCUAGUCAAGAAGAGAAAUCAUCUAGCGAAUUUGACAUUAAUAAAUCAGUGCACACAAGUGAGGAUCAUUCAAGUAAAAAUAUGGAAAACUUGAGUCAGCCUGAGAGCUCUCUUGUCCGAAGACCUGUCCGAGACUCAAAUAAUGAGGAUGAAAAAUAACAAUGAUAAAAGAAAGACUAGCGCCAGUACAAAGGAUAACAAGAAUUUGAACUACAAGACAAAUUACUUGGAAGAAGACAUGAACCGAGCUGGUAGUCCUGAUUCCGCAAUGAAGAACAAGAGGCUCUCUAUUGUCAGCAGUGCUCAGAGCCACACAAGUAAAAAUACAGAUAAAAACUUAAAAGAGGGAGGUGAUAAGAAGGAUGUGAUUCAGGAAUCUAAAGUUUCGAAGAAAUUUUCAGAACAAACUACUAAGAGAGUGGUAUUCUUGGUAUUAUUAGUAGUAAUGUCAGAAUAUAUCUUUCAGAUUUCUUCCUAUGUGAGCUCAGUUAAAUCCUAUGAGUACUCUCUAGACACCAUAAAUUCUUUGAAAGGAGUGACAGGAAUUACUUACAUGAUUGAUUUUAUUGAAAAGUACCAUAGGAAUAGCACUCCUUACAGAAUACUGGAAAUUAAGUAUGAAAGCGAUCGCAUGCUUGUUGGAGAAAAUAUGACAAGUUAUUAUAUUGGAGAAAGAAAAUACCUCGAGCAAGAAUCUGACAGAUUUUUGCAGACCGAUACAAAGAGCACAAUUAUCUUUGACUCUAUUUUAAGUUACCGCGAGCAGGAAUACGAAAUAGUAUCAGGAAAUGGAAUUGAGAUGUAUGUGCUAGUGAAAAACGAUCUCCAGUUUGAAGCUUAUUUGUCACUUUGAAAGACAACUUUUAUCUUGUUCAUUAUUAUGGUCAGCGCAUUGCUAAUUUCUAAAGAUGCUACGGCGCUUGUAUUGCAACCUCUUGAAACAAUUAUGCUUAAAGUGGCUGAAAUGGCUGAUGAUCCAUUUCAAAUCUUAAGAUUUUCAGAAAUUGAGGCCCAAGUCGAGAAGGAAGAAGGCAAGCGUAACAAAGUUGUAUAUGAAACUAUGAUUCUUGAUAGCGCAAUUACUAAAAUCGGAGCACUUCUCCUUCUUGGAUUCGGAGAAGCUGGUACUUCCCUCUUGAGUGACAUGAUUGGGAAGCAAGGUGAUAUUGAUACUCAAGCUGCAGGUAAAUAAAACUAUUGGUAUAUUUGGAUUUUGAGAUAUUCGGCAAUUUACUGAUACAACAGAGAUCCUUCAGGAAGAUGUCAUGGUCUUUGUUAACGAAAUCGCUCAAGUAAUUCAUGGAGAAGCUCAUGAGUUCCUUGGUGAUCCGAAUAAAAACAUUGGCGAUGCAUUCCUGUUAGUCUGGAAAUUCCCUGAAAAUGAAUUAUUUACAGGGCUGAAUGGGGAACUAUCUUUCAGCAAAGACUCAUAUUUGGUAAAUAAUUAUGCUGAAUCAUCCUUACUUUCGGUUCUAAAAAUAUUAAUGAGAAUGAAGAAAGAUAAGAGAGUUUCGAGCUAUGCAUCGAACCCUAAACUUGUUCAGAAAAUCCCUGAGUAUACUGUAAAACUAGGGUUUGGAUUACACACAGGUUGGUGAAUCGAAGGAGCGAUAGGGUCAUCUUUCAAGAUAGAUGCUACCUAUCUAUCUCAUCAUGUAAACUUUGCCUCUACUCUAGAGGAGAACACCAAAAUGUAUGGCGUUCCUCUAGCAAUUUCUCAAGAAUUCUACGAGAUUUGUUCUUCAAAAGCAAGAAAGUACUUUAGGCAAGUAGACUGAUACAGAGAUAAAGGUUCAAAAUAAGAUUCAAAAAGUCUACACUGUUGAUUGAGAGAUAGGUCUCAUAACUCCUGAUAAGGAAGUGACAAAUGGAAAGCAGAAUUACCAAAAGAAGAUAAACAGAAGAUUAGAGAACCUUGUUCAGACUAAGGAUCCUAACUUCAAAAUGAUAGUCCGGAUUCGUGAGGAUGAAGAGCUGGUAGGAAUUAUGCAAAAUGUUCCUAAAAAACUUAUUUCUUACUACAAGAAAAUGUAUGCGUAUUAUACAGAAGGAGAUUGGGAGAAGGCGAAGAAAGGUCUAAAUAAGAUAAUAAAACGCAAAGAAGACGGCCCUUCUAUGUUCCUCAUGAAGAUCAUGGAGGAAUUCAAGUUCAUACCUCCUCGAAAGUGGAAGGGAAUCAGGAAUACUUAG
Molecule: messenger RNA, 3853 nt
Organism: Moneuplotes crassus
Lineage: Eukaryota; Ciliophora; Spirotrichea; Euplotida; Euplotidae
Source: the annotation of a GenBank genome assembly